Messenger RNA from Wasmannia auropunctata (little fire ant), 4731 nucleotides. RefSeq names its product intron-binding protein aquarius. NCBI's taxonomy places the organism in Eukaryota, Metazoa, Arthropoda, Insecta, Hymenoptera, Formicidae. Gene Ontology annotation, molecular function: mRNA binding; helicase activity. Gene Ontology annotation, cellular component: catalytic step 2 spliceosome. Gene Ontology annotation, biological process: mRNA splicing, via spliceosome. The transcript is spliced from 15 exons. The coding region runs from base 106 to 4449 and encodes 1447 amino acids. The record is from RefSeq and is a predicted model, not a curated record.
UUCGUCGUAGUACUCGUGGUUGUUCAUCGCGAUCGUCGCGGAUGCCGGUGAAUGGAGGUUAGAUUAGGUUAACUCCUGGUGUUCAAUUUGCGGCCGACGGACACGAUGGAGAAUCAGAACUUACCGCCUAUCAAGAGCAACAAUCCCGCUCCCACGGUGGAGCAGAUCAACGCGGACAGGAUCACCCAGCUCGCGAAUAAAUACUGGGCCCCGCACACGACGAACAAGCAUCUGCCGUUCGAUCCCCAGGUGGUGGACGACAUUUACGUGCAGGAGAUAUGCGCGUCCAAGUUCUCCGUCCGGCGGAUCAUGAUGCUGGAGUUCAGCCAGUACCUGGAGAACUUCCUCUGGCCGAACUACAGCGCGGAGAGCGCCACGCGGGCGCACACCAUGUCCAUCGUCGUCAUGGUGAACGAGAAGUUCCGGGAGCGGGUGCAGGUCUGGGAGGCGUUCGAGAAGAAUCCGACGCAGUUCGCCGGCUUCUUCCAGAAGGUCCUCGAGGCGUGCCUGGAGGAGUGUAUAAUGGACUUCAAUCUGAAGGAGCAGACGGCGUUGAUAGUGUUCCUGAAUCACUGCUUCAACUCCAUGGAGGUGUCCCUGGUGCGGGAGGAGGCCAAGAGGCUGGUGUCCCUGUCCAUGUGGAUCUCCCUGCAGCAGGGCAGGCGGGAGCUCGAGUUUAGAAAGUAUCCGAAAUGGCGGAAGUAUUGGAAGAUCAUAAGGAAGAAGGACAGGCCCGAUCAUAGGGAGAAACACGAGUGGGAACGCAAGUUCUUGCACAAGCUCAUGAUAAAAUUCAUGACGAUACUGGAGACGAUUUCUGCCGAAGGACCUGUGCUUCCGGACAAAGUGCGUUAUUGCGAGAGAUUUCUGGAGCUGGUCAUCGACCUCGAGGCUUUACUUCCCACUAGACGUUUCUUCAAUACUGUCAUGGAUGACAAUCACCUGGUGGUGCGCUGCCAGUUAUCGAAUCUGCUGCAUCGGCCAGAGGGAAGUCUGUUCGGACAGCUCCUGGAAAUGCUGAAAUUCUACGCCCGGUUCGAGAUCAGCGAGGAGACCGGCAAUCCCUUGACGGAUCACGACAUGACAGAGUUGCAUUACACUAAAAUUACGUCUCUUCAGAAUGCGGUCUUUGCGAAAUUCCCGGAUCUGAGAAGCUUUGCAUUAGCCAACGUAGCCAGUGUCGACAUCAGAGAUGCUUUGUACAAACAUUUUGGUUCGCUCAGUCAAGAAAAAUUAAGGUCUAUCGCGAGUUACUUGAAUUUAGUACCGCCGGUGGAGCGAGAAAAGGACGAGAAUUGGUACCGCCUGGACAUAGAAUUUUUGCGCGAAUUGCUGAUUUCGCGACACGAGCGUAGGCCGUCGCAGCUUGAAGAGCUGAAUGAGAUGCCCCUCUACCCGACCGAGGACAUCAUCUGGAACGAGAGCAUCGUCCCGACCGAAUAUUUUUCUGGCGAGGGCUGUCUGGCUCUGCCAAAACUGAAUCUCCAGUUUCUCACGUUGCACGAUUACCUGCUACGGAACUUCAAUCUAUUCCGCUUGGAGUCCACAUAUGAGAUACGACAAGACAUCGAGGAUGCCGUGAGCAGACUGAGUCCUUGGCGGGCGGAGGACGGCGGUGUCUACUUCGGCGGAUGGGCCAGAAUGGCUCAGCCUAUCACGCAAUUCGCGGUGGUCGAGGUGGCCAAACCUAACGUCGGCGAGAACAGGCCGUCGAGAGUCCGUGCCGACGUGACGAUAAAUCUCAGCGUUCGCAAGGAGAUUAAAUCCGAGUGGGAGAAUCUUCGUAAGCACGACGUGUGCUUUCUCAUCACAGUCAAGCCGCCGAAUCCUAUCGGCACUAAAUACAGUCAUAAGCUCCCCUUCGUGCCGCAAGUGGGUCUCACUACGGUGCGAGGAUGCGAAGUCGAGGGUAUGCUCGACUCGAACGGCAGAGUGAUAGAGGAUGGCCCUGAGCCGAGGCCGAUUCUGCCGGGCGAUUCGCGCACCUAUAGAGUAUGGCUGGACUGCAAUCAAUACCGGAUCGAUAUGGACAACGCUAGCCAUGGCGGUGAGGAUGUGUACGAGGGAUUUAAUAUCAUAAUGAGGCGUAAACCUAAGGAGAAUAACUUUAAAGCCGUGUUAGAGACUAUAAGGGAGCUCAUGAAUACUGAAUGCGUCGUGCCCGACUGGUUGCACGACAUAAUCCUCGGAUACGGCGAUCCGGGUGCAGCAUGCUAUUCUAGAAUGCCGGAUGAAAUCGCGACGAUAGACUUCAACGAUACAUUCCUCGAUAUCGAUCACCUACGAGCCAGUUUUCCUCCGUACGAGACCAGAACGAAUGCGGAGGACGAAGGAAACCUGGUGCGGCCGUUUCAGCUAACCUUCGAGGACGUUUUCGCGAAGCGCAACGACGAACCGAUCAAGAAGAUUAUUACAGUUAAGCCGCACGUGCCGCCCAGUAGAGGUCCAUACAGAGCGAACGAACCGAAAAAAAAUCAGAUCCCCUUUACGCCGACGCAGGUCGAGGCUAUACGAGCUGGAAUGCAGCCAGGUCUGACGCUGGUCGUCGGCCCGCCCGGUACCGGCAAAACGGACGUCGCCGUGCAGAUCAUCUCGAAUCUGUAUCACAAUUUUCCCAAUCAGAGAACGCUGAUCGUGACGCACUCGAAUCAAGCGCUCAAUCAGCUGUUCGAGAAGAUAAUGGCCCUCGAUAUCGACGAGCGGCACCUGCUGCGUCUCGGUCACGGAGAGGAGGCUCUGGAGACGGAGAAGGACUUCAGCCGCUAUGGUAGGGUCAAUUACGUACUCGCCAAGCGUUUGGAUCUGCUCUUGGAAGUUCAGAGAUUACAGGAAUCCCUUAAUGUAAAGGGCGAUGUCGCGUACACGUGCGAAACGGCGGGUUACUUCUUCAUGUAUCAAGUGUCCACGAGGUGGGACCGUUUUCAGGCCAGAGUCAAGCAGAGGCAGCAGACAAGCGAGAAGUCCGACUUAUCUUCCAUAGUCGACGAGGAGUUUCCCUUCCACAAGUUCUUCGACAACGCCCCGCAGCCGCUUUUCAAGCGGAAUUCGUACGACGAAGACCUCAAGAUCGCGUGCAGUUGUUUCAGAUACAUUGAGAGGAUAUUCACGCAGUUGGAGGAGUUCCGCGCUUUCGAAUUGCUGCGGUCGGGUCUCGACAGGUCGAAGUACCUGCUCGUGAAAGAAGCCAAGGUGAUUGCUAUGACCUGCACGCACGCGGCGCUCAAACGUCGCGAGCUUGUCGACAUGGGCUUCAAAUACGACAAUAUCCUCAUGGAGGAGUCCGCGCAGAUCUUGGAGAUAGAAACUUUCAUACCGUUGCUGCUACAGAAUCCCCAGGACGGGUACAAUCGUCUGAAACGUUGGAUAAUGAUAGGGGAUCAUCAUCAGCUGCCGCCGGUCAUCAAGAACAUGGCCUUCCAGAAGUACUCGAACAUGGAGCAAUCGCUGUUCGCGAGAUUCGUCAGACUGGGCGUACCGACGGUCGAUCUCGAUGGCCAGGGUCGCGCCCGGCCCAGCAUUUGCAAUCUCUACAACUGGCGUUACAAGAAACUGGGCAAUCUCGCGCACGUGGAGCGCAGUCCCGAGUACCUCGUGGCGAACGCCGGUUUCCUGUACGACUUCCAACUGGUGAACGUCGAGGACUUCAACGGCGUCGGCGAGAGCGAGCCUAGCGCCUACUUCUAUCAGAAUCUCGCUGAAGCCGAGUACUGCGUCGCGGUGUUCAUGUACAUGCGCCUGUUGGGAUACCCGGCGGACAGGAUCAGCAUCCUGACCACGUAUAACGGCCAGAAGCAUCUGAUCAGAGACGUGAUAAACAUCCGGUGCGCGAACAACCCUCUGAUAGGCCGGCCGAACAAGGUGACGACCGUUGACAAGUACCAGGGUCAGCAAAACGACUACAUCCUGCUGUCUCUGGUGAAGACGCGCGCGGUUGGUCACCUGAGGGACGCGAGGCGUCUAGUGGUGGCGAUGUCACGCGCCCGUCUCGGCCUCUACGUCUUCGCUCGCGUGUCCCUCUUCAAGAAUUGUUUCGAGCUGACACCGGCGUUCGAUCAGUUGAUGCAGAGACCGUUGAAGCUGCAAUUACUGCCGCAGGAACUUUAUCCCACCGAGCGACCGAACGACGCCGUACCCUCGACAGCUCCGAUGGAGAUCGAGGAUAUGCCGCACAUGGCCAAAUUCGUUUAUGACUAUUACAUGGAGAAGGUCAGCGGAAUGAAGGGGUCGCAAAAGAUGUGGCAGAAGCCGGGAACCAUGCAGACAAUGGGCAGUCCGACGCAUAAGGUUUCCGCGCAUCCGGGUGCCGACGACGAUACCGACGACGAAGAGGAGCUCGGCCAAGACAACGCUGAAACGAAAGAGUCCAAGGAAGAGGUGCCGCAGAACAAAUACGAGCCUAUAAAGAAUUUGGUCGAAGAUCCCCCGAGCGAGGCCGAAGACGACCGCUGAGUGGAUCACGCACUGGCUGUAUCUAUGCGCAAGACUGAUCUAUGCAAGACAUUAGGAGGCCGAAUCGUGUCGGAAGUGGAAUAGUUGAUUUUAUAGCAUGGAAAUAAAACGGUUAGUUUUUCACGGUCGCUCCAGUUUCCAAGUGUCCCGAGUUACAUCGUAAACGAUCAAUCUAUCGAUUGUACAUCGUUGUACUUAGCAAGAAUAAGUAUUUUAUUAUGAAUAUCGCUAUACAGUAAUGUAAUAUAUGAAGUCUUAUAUAUCGUAUUAAGAGAAAGACUA